This is a messenger RNA of Trichomycterus rosablanca, 2794 nucleotides long. RefSeq names its product heterogeneous nuclear ribonucleoprotein U-like 1 like (gene hnrnpul1l). Lineage: Eukaryota; Metazoa; Chordata; Actinopteri; Siluriformes; Trichomycteridae. Gene Ontology annotation, cellular component: nucleoplasm. The transcript has 16 exons. Gene Ontology annotation, molecular function: protein binding; RNA binding. The record is from RefSeq and is a predicted model, not a curated record. Bases 89 to 2692 code for a protein of 867 amino acids.
GCUUCGGUCAUCCUCCAUCUUGUAGACACCGCAGCUACAGAGGCUUGCAGUAAAUAAAACAAACUUAUAAGGGUGAGCAGAGGACACAAUGAGCACCCUGAAUGUAAAAAAGCUCAAAGUCAACGAGCUAAAAGAGGAGCUACAGCGGCGUGGCCUGGACACUCGCGGUCUGAAGGCCGACCUGGUGGACAGGUUGCAGGCGGCACUGGACGCAGAGGCCGCCGGAGAAGCCACGCAAGAGCCGGACGCCGGGGAAGAAGAUGAAUACAGUGAAGAAGAAUCCGCUCUAGAGGCACCUGGUAACGGGGAAGCCGACAUACCUCAGAGUGACGAUGGAAACGGCGAAACCCAAGAGCAAGACGAUAACGAGAACCUCGACAGUGCUCCUGAUUCUGGUUUUGAAAUGACCGACGUUGCUCCAGAUGAACAGGGCGAUGAGAAUCAGGAAGAAAACUGGGCCGGGGAUGAGCCAGCUCAGGAUCCUGAGGUGAAGCUGGAGUGUGAGGAGCCUGCAGCGGAGCAAGAGGAUCAGUCACAGGAGCAAGAGUCUCAGGAGCAGGAGGCUAGUGAACCAGCUCCCUGCAAAGUAAAAGAAGAGCCAAAGAAAGAGGAAGACGUGCCCGAAAACUCAGAAGCAGCAAAUCAGCAUGCACCUUUGGAAGGAGACCAAACACAUCAAGUAAAGACAGAAGAGGAGCGAUACAGUCGGAAAAGACCCCACGAUGAUGGCAGAGGAUAUGGCUACUAUGAGCAUCGUGAAGACCGAAGGGGGCGAUCGCCUCAACCUCCAGCUGAGGAAGACGAGGAGGACUUUGAUGACACGCUCGUGGCCAUUGACACUUAUAAUUGUGACUUGCAUUUUAAGGUGGCUCGUGACCGCUACAAUGGCUAUCCACUUACCAUCGAAGGAUUCGCCUACUUGUGGGCAGGCGCCCGAGCUUCCUAUGGUGUUACCAAAGGACGUGUUUGCUACGAAAUGAGGAUCAAUGAGGAGAUCUCAGUAAAGCACCUUCCCACAUCCGAGCCUGAUCCACACGUGGUGAGAAUUGGAUGGUCCCUGGACUCCUGUAAUACCCAACUUGGAGAGGAACCCUUCUCUUAUGGCUACGGUGGAACUGGCAAGAAAUCCUGUAACUGUAAAUUUGAUGACUAUGGGGAGAAGUUUGGUGAAAAUGAUGUCAUCGGCUGCUACAUCGACUUCGAAAGCCAAGAGCAAGUGGAAAUGGCAUUCACUAAAAAUGGCAAGUGGCUGGGUGUCUGCUACAGCAUCCCCCGAUGCGACCUGGCCGGCCGCGCUCUCUUCCCGCACGUCCUGGUGAAGAACUGCUCCGUGGAGUUCAACUUCGGCCAGCGUGACGAGCCGCUCUUCCCCCAGCCUCCGGGUUAUACGUUUCUACAGGACCUGCCGCUGCAGGACCGAACCAGAGGAACAGUCGGGCCAGCCAACAAGGCUGAGUGUGAGAUCCUUAUGAUGGUCGGCCUGCCUGGUGCUGGAAAGACCACCUGGGCCAACAAGCACUAUCAACAGCACCCAGAAAAGAAGUUCAAUAUCCUGGGUACCAAUGCCAUCAUAGAGAAGAUGAAGGUGAUGGGACUCCGUAGGCAGAGGAACUACGCCGGCCGUUGGGACGUUCUCAUCUCGCAGGCCACUCAGUGCCUCAAUCGCCUCAUCCAGAUCGCCGCCCGCAAGAAGCGUAACUACAUCCUAGACCAGACAAAUGUAUAUGGAUCAGCCCAGAGACGAAAAAUGCGUCCUUUUGAAGGGUUUCAACGCAAGGCUAUUGUAAUUUGUCCCACGGAUGAGGAUUUAAAAGAGCGAACGUUAAAGCGAACUGAUGAGGAAGGGAAGGAUGUGCCUGAUCAUGCUGUUUUAGAAAUGAAAGCCAACUUUGCGCUGCCCGAACCCGGGGAGUUCCUGGACGACGUGACCUUCGUCGAGCUGCAACGCGACGAAACCGACGCGCUGAUCAAGCAGUACAACGAGGAGGGCAAAAAGGCCGGCCCGCCGCCCGACAAACGCUUCGAUAACCGCCCGGGAGGCUUCCGUGGACGCGGGUCUCAGCAUCAGAGCCCCCCGCAGGGCGGACGAGGCUCGUACCAGAACCGCGGCUCUGGCGGUGGCGGUGGCGGUGGCGGAUUCCGCGGAGGUUUCAACCGCGGCGGCUACAACCAGAACCGCUGGGGGAACAACUACAGAGAUUCAGGCAACCGGGGAGGCUACAACCGUACCCAGCAAUCAGGGGGAAGCUUCAACCACAGUCGCCAGGGCUCCUACAACAAAGGAGGCAGCGGAGCAGGCAGUAGCUACAAUCAGUCCCAGCCUCAGAACUACGGUCAAGGUUAUAACCAAGGCUACAACCAAGGCAGCUACAGCCAGGGAUACAACUACGGAAACUACGGCCAGUAUCCAAGCUACAACCAGCCCUACAGUCAGGCACCUGCUGCCACGGCCCAGGGAUACAAUCACCAUCAGCAGCAGCAGCAGCAGCAACAUCAGCAGCAGCAGCCGGCACCACCGGCCCAGCAGCAGCAGCAGCAGCAGCAGCAGCAGAGCUAUAACCAGCAGUACCAGCAGUACGCUCAGCAGUGGCAGCAGUAUUACCAGAACCAGAGCCAGUGGAAUCAGUACUACAACCAGUACGGCGGCUACGGAAGCUACCAGCAGGGCUCCCAAGGCGCACCGCAGCAGUAGCCACAUCCAGCUCCGACGCUUCGUUAUCAUUCCAUCAUUGCCAUUCUUCUUCGACCUGUUUUUAAAGUUUCUAUCCCCAGCCUUACCCAGUCUUCCUUCCAU